Lachancea sp. 'fantastica' is the source of this 327-nucleotide messenger RNA. Lineage: Eukaryota; Fungi; Ascomycota; Saccharomycetes; Saccharomycetales; Saccharomycetaceae. The record is from the annotation of a GenBank genome assembly.
AUGUCAGAACUAGUUGAUCGUCCACGGUCCGAUUUAACACAGGAUGAGCUCCAGCAACUGGAAGAAUUUGAAUUUAAGCAUGGGCCCAUGUCGCUGAUAAACGAUGCGAUGGUAUCAAAAGUACCAGUGAUCAUUUCACUGAGGAAUAAUCACAAGAUCAUAGCUCGAGUAAAGGCCUUUGAUAGACAUUGUAAUAUGGUACUUGAAAAUGUGAAAGAACUAUGGACUGAAAAAGUGAAUAAAAAGACAAUCAAUAGGGAACGCUUCAUAAGCAAGCUUUUUUUGAGGGGGGAUUCUGUCAUUGUUGUCUUGAGGGCGCCGAUCUAA